Musca domestica (house fly) is the source of this 1280-nucleotide messenger RNA. RefSeq names its product probable malonyl-CoA-acyl carrier protein transacylase, mitochondrial (gene beg). NCBI's taxonomy places the organism in Eukaryota, Metazoa, Arthropoda, Insecta, Diptera, Muscidae. The transcript is spliced from 2 exons. Gene Ontology annotation, molecular function: transferase activity. The coding region runs from base 77 to 1213 and encodes 378 amino acids. The record is from RefSeq and is a predicted model, not a curated record.
AAAAAUCGACUAACACGUCCCUACAUCGAAAGACCGGCGAUAGGAGUGAGUCCAUAAGAUUCAUUUUGGGUGCAAAAUGUAUUUAAGUUCUUCCAGAAUCAGAUUAUUUUCCAGCCUCAAAUAUUUAUCGCACAGGCGCUAUGAAAGCAGCAAAGCUCCCUCAACUGGAACCAAAGUCGACGAGUCGACAGAUUCAACUGUUCAAUCUAAACUGUUACAAAAUAUGCUGGAGCCCGAUGGGGUAGUAAGACCAAAAAUAGAUCCCAAAGAAACGUCCAUAAUACUUUUUCCCGGCCAAGGUACACAAUAUGUUGGAAUGGCAAGCAAAUUGAUUCGGUUUCCAGAGGCAAGGCGAAUUUUUGAAUUGGCAAAUGAAGUGCUAGGUUAUGACUUGCUGAAACUGUGCCUCGAAGGACCGGUAGAAAAGCUAAACCGUACUGAACAUGCCCAGCAUGCAGUGAUGGUAUCUUCAUUAGCUGCUCUGGAGCAAUUGAAAGAAGAACGACCCAAGGCAAUAGAUACGUGUGUGGCAACAGCUGGCUUCAGUUUAGGCGAGAUAACAGCGCUGGUAUUUGCAGGUGUAUUACCGUUUGAUAAAGCCCUGAAAUUGGUUCAAAUUCGUGCCAAUGCUAUGCAAGUAGCUUGCGAUCGUGUGGCUGGCGGUAUGGCUAUGGUUCUCUAUGCACCGGAUACGGAAAUCGGGGCCGCUUGCGCAAAAGCUGUUCAAUGGUGUGUUGACAAAGGCAUUGAAAAUCCCUACUGUGGCGUGGCCAAUUACAUGUUCCCUCACUGUAAAGUUCUGGCGGGCAAUAUCGAAGCUAUAGAGUUCUUGGAGAAAAAUGCCAAAGCAUUAAAAAUAAGACGUAUUAAACGUUUGCCUGUCAGUGGUGCUUUCCAUACACCACUGAUGGAAGACGCCAUAGAACCCUUUGCGAAAGCUUUAAAGAAAAUACCGUUGGAGGAACCAAUUAUACGAGUUUACUCCAAUGUGGACGGCAAACCUUACAAACAUGUGCCGCACAUAUUGAAACAGCUACCCAAACAGAUUGUUAAGCCUGUUAAGUGGGAACAGACAAUGCAUCAAAUGUAUGAACGUCAACAAGGUCUUGAUUUCCCUCGGACAUUUGAAUGUGGACCAGGCAAAGGUUUAGUUCAAAUUUUAGAAAAAGUUAAUGCUAAAGCUGCCAACACAGCAUUGAGUAUAGAAGCUUGAACACAUCUGUGCAUUGUUUUUUGUUAAUACUUGUAAUGUGAAAUAAAGAUUUAUAUUUGUUACUUAA